AUGAGUGACAGAGCGAUCACCGGGAAGAUCACUGCGAGUGGGAGGGAGUCUAAGCGGGCGGGCCGGGGUCGGGGAUGCUGGCGACGGGAUCGUUUCUGGUCGACGAGGGUUCGCUCGGCUUCGGCUGCUUCAACAGGGACGGGGCGACGAUUGAUGAUGCUCGUGACGGGGACGGUGACAAUGACGAUGAAUUAUGAUGAUGAUGAUGAUGAUGAAGAUGACGAUGCCGGCAGUGGUGGUGGUGGUGAUGGCCGGGGAUUCUCCACGCUGCCCGUUUCGGUCUCGGUUGGUGUCGCUUGUCACUAA
Molecule: messenger RNA, 306 nt
Organism: Coccidioides immitis RS
Lineage: Eukaryota; Fungi; Ascomycota; Eurotiomycetes; Onygenales; Onygenaceae
Exons: 2
Coding region: 1-306 (101 amino acids)
Source: RefSeq, a predicted model, not a curated record